Bemisia tabaci is the source of this 2984-nucleotide messenger RNA. Lineage: Eukaryota; Metazoa; Arthropoda; Insecta; Hemiptera; Aleyrodidae. The record is from RefSeq and is a predicted model, not a curated record.
AUCCCCCCGUAGUGGCGGCGCCCUCCGGCAGAUGGCGCCAGGGUCGGCGUCGUUCACCUGCGUGUGGCGUCUCCCAUCCCGUCAUCCCUCAGUUGCAGUGCGACCCCCGCGUCGGUCCCUCGCGAAAUCCCGCUCGCUCUUGGCGUCGCGUUGCGUCGUUCCGUGAUCGCGUCCGUGCGGCAAGCUCUCGCUUGUGGUGUUGUGAGUUCGCCGUCCUGGUAUCGCAACCGGUUUCUCUUAGCCAGCCAAAUUUGGCAAUAAAAUGUACUUAAGAUAAACUACCCAAAACUAUCGGGCGAGUCAUCGUUUUGGAGUCCCUCGCAGUGCUACAGAGCGGCCGUGCGCCAGUGCGGCGGAAGAUCGAUGCCAUGCCGUGAUGUGAUGUGUCUCAGCACGGAAGUGCUUGCCCUUGACUGGAAACUAAUUAACCCCGCUUACAAGUGCCUUGCGGAGGAUUGCAGUGAGUACAACUCAGUGAGACCCACUUGCCUCUGGAAACCCAGCUCGGUUGUGUUAUUCGUGGGUUAAAUUUCAAACCGGCGGAGUUUAACUAGCUCGGCUUAAUUGGAAAUCGUGGAAGAGUGGUCCGUGAGAACUGGUCGAUUGUUACGCGAGCGCCUACUGUUGAAACAGCCGAGCGCGGAAAUUGUGGUGAUCGUGUCGUCUGAAGUUGAACAGUGUUUCGGAACUUCGUCCCAUUCGGGAAUCGUGUUGAAAGGGUUUUUUUUCGGAAUCUGUGAGGCAUCAUCCACUAAUUAUUCGCAAUUUUCGUAAGCUGUAAUGAGGAGAACGAACAAACGGACUGCUUUAUUCUUCAUUUUAGAAAGUUGACUCGUUAGUUCGAAACAUAUUGAAACCAAUGAACCACGUUGGAGAAUCCUUGUUGUGACUUUGAUGGUGGAAUCGCAUCGAAGCUGGUGAAAAUCGCACUGAAGCGUGAUUUGAAUAAACGGCUAACGCUACAAGAUAAGUGAAACGACUAGGAAUUGUUUUCGAUUUUUGCGAAAAUUCCACAGGGUUAAGAUUAUUGACAUUUUCCAAUCCAUGUGAAAUAAUGUGAUGCGCCUGGAGGCAAAAAGGCUUGCUGAUUCUAUUACCGAAGAUUUUUACUCACUUGAAAGUGGAAAGUAAUCGGAAUAACACUCAAGCGUUCACAGAAAAUGCUGUCACCACGGCCGACCAAAUUUUUUGAAUGUGAAGAAGAAUACAAAUUAAUUCCUAUCAAUUCAAAUUUGGGUCACACACACUCGUUAGAUUUGAGAUUAUAAGGAUUGACAAAUGAGACGUGUUCAUCGAAAGCUUUCGCAAUAAUAACAACUGCAUUUAAUCGUAUCCGCAAGAGAAUUGUGCAUAUAAGCCUACUGAAAAAUAAAUGGAUAUAUAGUAAAUCUUUCAAAUUUAUCAUUCUUAAGUAAAAUUGCAAGCACAAUACAAACGGUGAUCAAAUGAUAGCCCAUUUGAAUAACCAAGCAAGCGAGUGUUUUUAUCGGGCCUAAAUUCAGAAGCAAACCACGCUCCAGUCAGAGAUUAAUCCACUGCACGAAAGUGAUUAUUCGAUUCUCUUGGAAGCAACCCUAAACGACGAUCAAAUCUAACUGGAAAAAUCUUGUGAAAAAUUGGGAUUCACAUCUACAUUCAUCCAACUCAGCAUUGACAGCUGAAACAAUCCCAGGAUAAGUUGCCCUAGCAUCCACGCAACCGAGUCAUACUACAAGACAUCGAACUAAAGUUCGUUUUGUGCCUUAAUCUUGUCUACAAAAAGUCAAUGAAAUUCUCGAAGUAAGCUUUUUAUAACCAUAUCAAGUUUAUUGACCCAAAGAGUGCCUCAAAUGAUCAGUCGGCUCCAAGAAGCACCCCGGUAGAAGCCACAGAAAAUCACCAAAGCCACCAGUUGAGGUGACCCAUCACCGACACUCGAAGGGCUAUGUGAGUGGGCGAAGCGGCGGCUCAAGAUUCCCCAGGCGCAGGCGCAGGGUAGCGAGCCGACCUAUGCGAGACCGGCCCGCGCCAUGGUCGAGUCACACCGGGCCGACCGGGUGACCGCUCACCCGAGCCGGGAGCGGGGGAGCAAGGGGGAUGGGAUGAACUCCGUCGGCGCCGCCGCCGCCAACCCCCUCUCCGCCUCGCAAGAUCCGGCUCGGAGGGCGAGCGCGCGGCAGGGCGGAGCCAGCGCGACCCCCACCCCAUUCUCCGCCUCGCAAGACCGGUUGAACUCCCGAGAGUGGGGAGAAUCCUCGCAGGAACCGGCUCGGCGGACGAGCGCGCGGCAAAGCGGGAUAAGCGCAGCCCCCACCUCAUUCUCCGCCUCGCAAGACCGGUUGAACUCCCUGGAGUGGGGAGUCUCCUCCUCGCGAGAACCGGUUCGGCGGGCGAGCGUGCGGCAGAGUGGGGUAAGCAAAACCCCCACUCCGUUCUCCGCCUCGCAAGACCGGUUGAACACCGGGGAGUGGGGAGAAUCCUCGCAGGAACCGGUUCGGCGGGCGAGCGCGCGGCAGAGCGGGGCGAGCGCGACCGGCUCUCCCUCCACCUCGCAAGACCGGUUGAGCUCCUGGGAGUGGGGGGGCAAGGGAGGAGGGGUGAGUGGGGUCUCGGACCUGGCCCGGCGGCGGCGGCACAAGACGGUGCACUUCGGCGAGCAGGUGCGGGAUAAGCCCGAAGAGGAGCGGGGCGGAGGGAGUGCCCCCGGGUCCAUCGUGUCCCUCCCGGACCAGUUCGAGCGGAACGUCCAGCAGCUGUUCAGCUUCAUCGGGACCGUGCUCAGCGCCUGGGAUGCCGGCGAGUCCAGCGACAGCGCCAAGUCCGACUCGGCGCUCCUCUCUCGCGCUCAACAGGAGAGCCACCGCAAGAGGCACGCCCGACGGAGCACGGUCAGCUACUUGCUCAAGGAUGACUCCGGGUCCGACCGGGGAGUCAGCUCGCCCGUCUUCAAGCAUAACCAUUGGAAGACCACGCCCGGAUCCUGCAACGCAUCCUUCCUACGAAAG